Molecule: messenger RNA, 1179 nt
Organism: Mollisia scopiformis
Lineage: Eukaryota; Fungi; Ascomycota; Leotiomycetes; Helotiales; Mollisiaceae
Product: LIP-domain-containing protein
Exons: 1
Biological process (GO): lipid catabolic process
Molecular function (GO): triacylglycerol lipase activity
Source: RefSeq, a predicted model, not a curated record
CUUCUCCCAGUCCCAACUCAAGAUCCAUGGUUCAGCCCACCGACUGGCUGGGAAUCGACAGCACCUGGUACUGCUAUGAAAGUACGGUACUCUCCGUACAGGAAUAUCAGUAUUGGAGACUGCGCGGACACAUUUCAGGUGCUGUUUCGCACAUCAGACACCAACAACAAUGCUUCUUGGGGUGUCACCACCGUAUUCAUUCCAGCAUCGCAUACAGAGUGUAGCUCUACACAACCCCAAAAUUGUUCACGCGGCCUGGUCACAUACGAAGUCCCUUAUGACAGCGCUGAUCCAGACGCCACACCAAGUUACCUUUUACAAUAUGGCGAACCUUAUGGAGAGAUCUAUGAGCUUCUGAAACGUGGAUGGUUUGUCAACACACCCGAUUACGAAGGACCACUUUCUAGCUACUGUGCUGGAGUCCAAUCAGGGCACGCAACUCUUGACUCGAUCCGGGCUGUCCUCCAAGUUUCUCAAGAAUUCGGACUCAAUGCUUCUACAGCUCGGGCUGCAAUAUGGGGCUACAGUGGCGGAGCAUUGGCUUCUGAGUUUGCUGCUGAGCUUGCUGGAGUAUACGCCCCAGAUCUGAAAUUGGCGGGCGUUGUGCAAGGUGGCACUAUCCCAAACGUCACCUCAGCAGGGAACAAGAUGACUAGUAAAGACACAGCUGGGCUGGCUAUAGCUGGUAUCAUCGGUAUCACAAGUCAACAGCCAGCAGCAAGGAAAUACCUGGACAGCGUUCUAAGGAACACAGGAUCAUUCAAUUCAACCCAAUUUUAUACUGCUACAACCAUGAGUGGUUCACAGGUCCUUGUCGCUUUCGAAAACCAGAACAUCUCCGACUACUUCUACAACGGAACUGAGGCCUUGGCUGCCCCAGUUCUGGUAGAUGUAUACAACGACGAUGCUGUGAUGGGUCAUCACGGAGUUCCAAACAUGCCCAUGUUUAUAUACAAAGCAAUCCACGAUGAGAUGAGCGCGGCAGCUGAGACAGAUUUAUUGGUCGAUAGCUUUUGUCAGCAAGGAGCAAACAUUCUCUAUCAUCGCAACAGAGUUGGUGGUCACAACGAAGAGCUUUGGCAAGGGCGCGGGAGAGCUCUCGCAUACCUUUCUGCCGUGGUGGAUGGCACAGAUGAGAUAGAUUAUCCCAAAACAGGCUGCUCGAUCCAGAAUGUGACA